Molecule: messenger RNA, 5135 nt
Organism: Rattus rattus (black rat)
Lineage: Eukaryota; Metazoa; Chordata; Mammalia; Rodentia; Muridae
Gene: Cacnb4
Product: calcium voltage-gated channel auxiliary subunit beta 4
Exons: 14
Coding region: 322-1881 (519 amino acids)
Biological process (GO): neuromuscular junction development; regulation of voltage-gated calcium channel activity; chemical synaptic transmission
Cellular component (GO): voltage-gated calcium channel complex
Molecular function (GO): protein binding; high voltage-gated calcium channel activity
Source: RefSeq, a predicted model, not a curated record
CCAUCUCAGAUUUUUCCCUCCCUCCAUCCUCUGGAAAGCUGUGCUGUAGAGCGCUCGCGGGGUGGGGAGAGCACUUCUCCCCAAGGCUCGGGGAGGCGAGAACCGAGAAGCCCCCUCGCCUGGACCUCCCUGAGGGCGCGCGGGGGGGAGGGGAGCGCUUCGGCCCCUUUAAGGUGCGGCGCUCGGCGAAGUGCGGGCAGGCGGCCCGCGAGCCGGCGCGGGGCCAGGAGCCGGGUAGGGAAGUCCUGCCUCCCCCUCCGCCCGCACCGGCCCGCGCCCUCCGCCCACCGCGCCGCGAGGGCCAUGAGGCGCCUCUGAACCAUGUCGUCCUCCUACGCCAAGAACGGGGCGGCGGACGGGCCGCACUCCCCCAGCUCGCAGGUGGCCCGAGGCACCACGACCCGGAGGAGCAGGUUGAAAAGAUCCGAUGGCAGCACCACUUCCACCAGCUUCAUCCUCAGACAGGGGUCAGCAGAUUCCUAUACAAGCAGGCCAUCGGACUCCGAUGUCUCUUUGGAAGAGGACCGGGAAGCGAUUCGGCAAGAGAGAGAACAGCAAGCAGCUAUCCAGCUUGAGAGAGCGAAGUCCAAACCUGUAGCCUUUGCGGUGAAAACGAACGUGAGCUACUGUGGUGCCCUGGAUGAGGAUGUGCCCGUUCCCAGCACAGCCAUCUCCUUUGACGCCAAGGACUUUCUUCACAUUAAAGAGAAAUAUAACAAUGAUUGGUGGAUAGGAAGGCUGGUGAAGGAGGGCUGUGAGAUCGGCUUCAUCCCAAGUCCACUGCGCUUGGAGAACAUACGGAUUCAGCAGGAACAGAAAAGAGGCCGUUUUCAUGGCGGGAAAUCGAGUGGAAACUCUUCCUCCAGUCUGGGAGAAAUGGUGUCAGGAACAUUUCGAGCAACUCCCACAACAACAGCAAAACAGAAGCAGAAAGUGACGGAGCACAUUCCUCCGUAUGAUGUUGUGCCAUCAAUGCGUCCUGUGGUGUUAGUGGGGCCAUCACUGAAAGGUUAUGAGGUAACAGACAUGAUGCAGAAAGCCCUCUUUGAUUUCCUGAAGCACAGGUUUGAUGGGAGGAUAUCAAUCACCAGAGUGACAGCCGACAUUUCUCUUGCUAAGAGGUCUGUCCUCAACAAUCCUAGCAAGAGAGCAAUAAUUGAACGUUCAAACACCAGAUCCAGCCUAGCGGAAGUACAGAGUGAAAUUGAAAGAAUUUUCGAGUUGGCAAGAUCUUUGCAAUUGGUUGUUCUCGAUGCAGACACCAUCAAUCACCCAGCACAGCUGAUAAAGACAUCGUUAGCGCCCAUCAUCGUCCACGUGAAGGUCUCGUCUCCAAAGGUUUUACAGCGGCUGAUUAAGUCCAGAGGAAAGUCCCAGAGCAAACACUUGAAUGUUCAACUAGUGGCAGCCGAUAAACUGGCCCAGUGCCCCCCUGAAAUGUUUGAUGUUAUAUUAGAUGAGAAUCAACUUGAGGAUGCCUGUGAACAUCUGGGAGAGUACCUGGAGGCAUAUUGGCGUGCCACCCACACAAGCAGUAGCACCCCUAUGACCCCAUUGCUGGGGAGGAACGUGGGCUCCACAGCUCUCUCACCGUAUCCCACAGCAAUCUCUGGACUACAGAGUCAGCGGAUGAGGCAUAGCAACCACUCUACAGAGAAUUCUCCAAUUGAAAGACGAAGCCUAAUGACCUCUGAUGAAAAUUACCACAAUGAGAGGGCCCGCAAGAGUAGGAACCGCUUGUCCUCCAGCUCCCAGCACAGCCGAGAUCACUACCCUCUGGUGGAAGAAGAUUAUCCUGACUCAUACCAGGACACUUACAAACCCCAUAGGAACCGAGGCUCACCUGGGGGAUGCAGCCAUGACUCCCGACAUAGGCUUUGAGGCUGCCCAAACAAACAAACAAACAAACAAACAAAAAUCAUCUGUUGACAAUUUGCCAUAGUACUGCUAAGAUAAACCAGUCAUCUUAAUUUGGCAAGCAUGGCACAGUAUCUGCUGUGCGGGUGGUCUGCUGUCGUUUGAUGUAAGGGGCAAGAAUUAAAUAGAAGUACAUUAUGCCCUUGAGUCUAGGAGGGUAUUAGAUACCCGUCAUAUAGGUAUUUUUAAGUGCUACAUUUACAUGAUAACAGUACCUUUUGUUUUCUUCAUAGAUUUUAGACACAUCAAUUUGUAAUUUAGGGUACUGAUCAAGGCACAUAUAAAAUAAUUUCCCGUGUAGGAAAUUCCAAAUGACCAGUUCCAGUUGGAACCAAUUUAUAAACCAAUUCCUGUUGGAAUUUGGGUGAAUUGACUGGAAAGUCUACCUGAGCAUGUUGAAAUCAAUUGAAAAAAUCAGAGAAGAAAAAAAUACCCAAUAAGGAAAUCAAAAUACUAAUAGAAACCAAACCCAGCUAUGGUAUUUGUUUGCUGGAAGCUAAAUUUACACUUCAAGUUGGAAUGUAUAAACAUUUUAAUAAUGUUGCCGGAAUGGCUUUUCAAACUUACCAAAUAUAUUGAUAGUGCCAAAAAAAAAAUCUCAGAAAUCUUAAUGCAGAAAUUAUAUAAUCGCCUCAGAUUUUAAUAUUUUUUAUUUUUCCUGAUAUAGCUGUUGUAUUCAAAGUGUUUUGCCUUCUGUUCAGUCAGUACUGUUAGCCAGUUUGAAGUUGACAAAAUCCAGGGGAUAUUUGAGAAUGAUAAAGAGAAGCCCUAGCACGGACAGUUCCAGAGAGUGGAGAAUGAGGUGUUGUUCCUUCUGCAGUCAGUCUGCACACAGCUGCACACAUCUGGAGACCCGGUGUCAGGUAGCAGAGAUGUGGCAGGGCCUCUCUGGCUACAACGGUAAUUGGCUUCAGGUGGGAAGUCGUCCAUCAUACAGCACACCGACAUGGGCUUAGGAGCUGUGCCAGCAUGGCUGAGUGUCUUUCCCUCACUUCAGCCAGUCUCCAUCUUUGAAUAUAAUGAAUGUUUUGACCCUGCAUCACACUUCUUUUAUGUUUCAUGGGCAUAAUCAAAUUAGGUACUGAAAGUUAUGUUUUCACAAAAUAAUUAAGAAAACUUAAAACACUGAAUUAAAAUCUUGCAGAGAAAGAAAAAAAAAACCCUCACAGAAUCAGAAUAUAUUUAUUCACUAAAAGCAAGACAGUUUCAAUACACGGCAUUAGAGAGAGUUGAGAGACUGCUCGGUUCCAUUGAUAGUGAACAGCCUUUAGACUUCCAUGAGUGUAUUUAUGGAAUUGGUGACCUAUGUCCUAUAUUAUUAAAGACAGCUUUAAUCCAAGAAAUUAGUGAAAUUGACCCUUUGAAACAAAUGUCUUUCUGAAAGGGCUUGUUUCUGAAAUGACGCAAUACAUGUGUUUUCUAAAGACCCAAUUGGAGCUAGACAUUAAAGUCUCUUUCUACUAAUGCUUUGAAGUCAAUUUCCGAAACAAGUAUAAUUAAUAGUAUGUUAAUUUCUCCAAAAAAAAAGACAUGGGUCCUCAAAACUGUGUACCAGUUCAUUAAUUUUCCUGAUCAAGAGUCUAAGUUUCAUAUUCUUAAUCAGUUAUCCUAUCUCGGAUCCCAUCAACCCAUUGUCUUGACUGUAUGUGCAACCCGUUAUGAACCUGCUUAUCUGAUAAUGAGGCUGCCUGAAAUUUUGUAAGUAAUCUCAACCAUUUGAUACAUUUAAACACGGGCUCAGUCAAAUUGACAAGCUAACAUCUGACACUGGCUUGUAAAGCUCUUUUGUCAUCCAGCGAGGCUUACAGAAUUUUCUGUUAAGACAUUUAACAGAGCUGUAUUCAUUGGGCUCUUUAAUAAGCAUAUAAUCUUCCAUUACCAAAUACUUUGUUAGAAGACAGAAGAGCAUUUUUCCAGCCAACAAACUAUAUUUAUUACAUGUAUAGCACAUAUUUGCAUGAGAAAGAAAAACAUUAGCCAAACAUUUUCCUGUAUGCUUUACUGGUUUCUUGUUUGUGCGCAUUAAAGCAUUUAAUUGCAGAGAGUGCACUUGGGUGUAUAAAUUUAGAAUAGAUUGCUGUUGAGCCUUUUCUGCAGUAGCAUUAGCAAUUUGGUCAUUUAACUACUUUAAGAUAUUUAUAUUUUAUGGUGCGGGUAGCUGUAACAGCAUUUACAUAUAUUUCCUAGUCAACAAGGCUACCUUUUCUUUCAACUUUGAAGGGUCACUUGUUUUGCAAGCCUCUCCAGCCCUUUUCUCCCCCACCCCCUGCCCUGCCCCUUUGGCUCUCCAUGUCCUGCUGAAAGAUGGAGGCCCCAUGUGAUCCGUGCACAAAACUCACCCAUCAGUUGCCAUCAAAAGUCCAUACCUAGUUUGCUUUGCAGUUCUCUUAAAAAGCUAGCUAUGUUGGGAAAGGGUAAGAUAUAUAUUCUUGAUGAAUAUAUUUACUGUUUCACUUUAAUUCUGCAUACCUUUCGUCUUCCUCCUAUAAGUUUCUCUCCUUCAAAUGAGGAAGGGAUUAAGAUUCCUCCUCUCUUUUUAAAGGCUCAGAGCUGCUUUGUAGAAAUGACUAAAAUCCAGAUAUAUACUAAAUAAAACGUUUCACUUUCGCCAAGCAUACCAAGAACCUCUAGGGAAUGCCUAUCCCACAAGUACUUUGCUUUAAUUCAUUUCACUCAAAACGGCAAAUGAUGAGAAGCAGGAGAAAUAUUUCUAUAUCAUCUGAGGCUGUUUUCACUUCUAGAGUAGACCAUGAUAGAAGUCUGUGAGUUUUCACGGUAUAUAAUAAUGCAGACUCAUGCAACAAUGUGGACAUGUGGUCCUGGAAAAAAGAGGAAAUGCUACUUGUGGGUCCUUUUGCUUGUUUCCAAGACUACGAGAUGACUACAGUAUCAUAACCAACACUGUUACCGUGUUUAUGCUAACACUUAAAACAACACAUAGUGGUAUUUACAAACGACUGUGAUUCUCUCCCGCCUUUAUAUGGCUCUACUGGGCAGAAGAUUGGAAUUGUUAGCAAUUAGACUCACGGUCUUUCCUAAAGAGUCUCAACUGUGCGACGGUACAAAUCAUUGCAUUUCAUCCUCAAGGGAAGUCUGAAACAAAUCAAGACAAUUAUUUGUCCCACUUUAAAUGAUCUGUGAUUCGCUCCAAUUAUGAUUGCUGUUUGCAAAAAAAAAAAUGUAUUUUUAGAAUGUUAACGUCUUUUCAUACCUGCAUA